Molecule: messenger RNA, 3076 nt
Organism: Uranotaenia lowii
Lineage: Eukaryota; Metazoa; Arthropoda; Insecta; Diptera; Culicidae
Gene: Pgant7
Product: N-acetylgalactosaminyltransferase 7
Exons: 3
Coding region: 281-2074 (597 amino acids)
Cellular component (GO): Golgi apparatus
Source: RefSeq, a predicted model, not a curated record
AGAUACAUCCUUUUCACGUGUUGGUACAGAUAUCUAUUUUUUUUGUGCGCUAUUUGUUUCAGGUUUCAUGUGGCGAGUUCUCGUCUUUGUCAUUUAUCGUCUGUUAUUUUAUCCGGUCCAUCAUUAAACAGAAAAAGACGUACACGUAGACAGGUAUCGAAAGAGUGUUAAACCGGAGAAAAUCAGGCCAACCAAGAAGUCCGGUUCCAAGAUCAACCCGGAUUAGUUAACCGCGUCUGGCAGUCCUCUUUCGGAACCGUUUCACGCAAGGAGCACCAAAAUGCGAGUUACCAACAUCCGCCGGGGACGCAUAGCCCGGAUCGUGCUGGCAGUAGUCAUAUUUGUAUUCAUCCUGUACGCAAUAGCCAGCUGGUCAGGAGUUGACCACAGAACUGUCCAGGAUGCUGUUAAUGCUCGUUUUGCGGCAGGAUUGGUGGGGGCCAGGAAUCGGGGACAUCAACCAAAGGUGGACCAUAGCAAUGUGUUCCCGGUUUUGAUUGAAGGGCUAGGGAACUUCGAACCGAAAGAGGUAGAACGACGUGAUGGACCAGGCGAGGGCGGAAAGGCAUAUAUUCUGCCAGACGAUCAACAAAAUCGAGCUUCCGAUGCCGAAAUGGAAUACGGGAUGAACAUAGUAGUCUCCGACACGAUCUCCCUGGACCGCACCAUUCGGGACACUCGGCUAGAAGAGUGUAAGCAUUGGGACUACCCUGAGGAUCUUCCCACGACCAGUGUGAUCAUCGUUUUCCACAAUGAAGGAUUUUCGGUCCUCAUGCGAACAGUCCAUUCGGUGCUGAAUCGUUCACCGAAGCAUGCUUUACAUGAAAUUAUCCUGGUUGACGAUUAUUCCGACAAGGAAGACUUGAAAGAGAAGUUAGAGAACUACAUCGAACGAUUCGAUGGUAAAGUAAAACUGAUCCGCAAUGUAGAACGCGAAGGACUUAUCCGAACCCGGUCUAGAGGGGCGAAGGAAGCAACUGGAGAGGUAAUCGUGUAUCUGGAUGCCCAUUGUGAAGUCAACACCAACUGGUUGCCACCUUUGUUGGCUCCAAUCUAUCGUGACAGAACUGUGAUGACAGUUCCAGUCAUCGAUGGAAUUGAUCACAAAACCUUCGAGUAUCGGCCCGUUUAUGCUGAUGGACAUCACUACAGAGGCAUUUUUGAGUGGGGCAUGUUAUACAAGGAAAACGAAGUUCCCAGGAAAGAACAAAAACGGCGCAAGCACGAUAGUGAACCUUACCGCAGCCCAACUCACGCCGGUGGUCUGUUUGCCAUCAAUAGGGAAUUUUUCCUGGAAAUUGGUGCCUACGAUCCGGGCUUGCUGGUAUGGGGUGGAGAAAACUUCGAAUUGAGUUUCAAAAUCUGGCAAUGCGGAGGCAGCAUUGAAUGGGUUCCAUGUUCUCGAGUGGGCCACGUUUAUCGUGGUUUCAUGCCGUACAACUUUGGAAAACUGGCAAAUAAGAAAAAGGGCCCAUUGAUAACAAUUAACUACAAACGGGUUAUCGAAACUUGGUUUGAUGAUCAGUAUAAGGAAUAUUUCUACACGAGAGAACCUUUAGCGAGAUUUUUGGACAUGGGCGACAUAUCUGAGCAACUAGCUUUAAAAGAACGUUUGCAAUGCAAGAGUUUCCAGUGGUAUAUGGAUAACGUAGCGUACGAUGUACUUGAUAAAUAUCCGGCACUACCGGCCAAUCUACAUUGGGGUGAGCUGAAAAAUUCCGGCACAGAGAAAUGCAUCGAUGCACUUGGCCGCCAGCCGCCAGCCAUUAUGGGACUGCAACACUGUCAUGGACAGGGUCACAACCAGCUAAUAAGACUGAACGCCGCAGGUCAACUUGGCGUCGGCGAACGAUGUAUCGAAGCUGAUAAUCAAGGUAUUAAACUAGCCUUUUGUCGUUUGGGAACAGUGGACGGACCUUGGCAAUACGACGAAGCCACUUCAACACUGCUCCACAGAACGUACAAGAUGUGCAUAGGCUAUCACCCGCAAACAAAAGCUCUUUCGCUCAUGCCCUGCGACAUCCACAAUGCAUAUCAAUCUUGGAAGUUCCAUACCAUCACCCCUCGGUGGUAGUUUCGGUAAAGAACCAAACAAGACGACAACAAAUUAUUAAAACGCGAAGACAUUCCUUUAAAAAGUAAGUUAUACGUACACGAGCUAAAUGCAUUUGUUCGAUCAUAAAAAUUGCCUCAAGAAUAGUCGUUUGCAAGACUGCAACCGUUAGCGACUACCCUCUGUACAUAUAUAAUCUAACGAUAUAAACAAAUACCAGAAGAGGACUCCGAUAAUCUUUUUAAACUCGCACGGUUAGUCUUGUACAUACGUAGAAAUCAAUAGCAAAGAAUGAAAGAUACGGUAAUCUAACAAUACUUAAAAUCAAUUUUGAACAAUGUUACAAAAUAAAAAAAACUUCGACCUAUUAGCUCAAAUUUAGAUUAAACACAAACCUUUAAAGUAAUGUAACCGUAAGUUUUACACCUCCAAACUUUGAUCUAAUAUUUGAAUCUAGUGUGCAAGAUGUUGAUCCAGGUGGCAACAUCUUACAAAAUUGUCUCCUAAUGUUUAAAUUAAAAUAUCGUUUUUCGGGAAACAUGUUGAGGUUGUAUCACAAUUCACAAACGUAUCGUCAUGAUAUGACAAUACUGACAAAAUGCGAACUUUUUCCCGCAGAACAAAUUCGAUCAAAAUAUCGUUAGGAGUGCCUUGUUCUGCGAUAUGUUAAUUGAAGUCAGUACUUUCCGGUUCGCUGAACACAAACCGUCUUUGAUUGCAACAAAUUUAACUGUUUAUUUGGAUUCGUUAAUGAUUAGAAACAGCAUAAACUGUAGUAGAAACCACGUAAAAUGUAAGAUUUUUUUUGUGAGACUAUUUCUCUUGUAGGGAGUUCAUUUAAAAAAAAAGUGAGCAUUACAAUAGGUUAAUAUAUAAUGCAUAUUCAGACAUAUGACUUACGUAAUGGUUAAGAUACAUUAUAGAAUGUUCUGAUUAAAACAGUUGUUAAUUCUGAAUUGGUUUUUAGGUACCGUAGCAAAAAAUACACAAUUUACCACACAAUUAUGUUGCAUAUAUUAUUUU